Pelecanus crispus (Dalmatian pelican) is the source of this 694-nucleotide messenger RNA. Lineage: Eukaryota; Metazoa; Chordata; Aves; Pelecaniformes; Pelecanidae. The record is from RefSeq and is a predicted model, not a curated record.
GGACCAGUUUUCAGUUGCUGUGCUUACACGGACAAAAAUACAGCUGUUCACAGUCGAAUCAUUUGGUCUUGUGAUUGGACACCAGAUAGCAAGUAUUUUAUUACUGGCAGUCGGGACAAAAAGGUCAUUCUCUGGGGCCAGUGCGAUUUAUCUGUGACUACUGAAGGGAACAUGUUGGAUUCAGUCAGGCCUUGUUCAACAGUACUGGAUGCCGGGGAUUCUGUUACUGCUGUUAGUAUCAGCCGUGUGCUUACUCCUGAUGGAAGAUAUAUUGUUGCAGUAGGAUUAGAGAAUGGGAAGAUUAUCUUGUACACAUGGAAGCAGAGUGGGCAAGAACCAGCACUAGCUGACUGGACCAUGUGUGUUGAGAUGGAUAACAGCCAAAGUCAUGCUCUUGCUGUGAAACGUUUAUGUUGGAGACAUCAUGUGGGCAGAGCUGGACAUAAUGAUCAGAACAGCAGCAAGUGGUUGCAGCUUGCAAGUUGUGGAGCUGAUCACUGUGUUAAGAUAUUCAAUGUCAACAGAUUUGCUCUUUAGCAAAGACAGCAGGCCUAUCUGUGCAAAACAGAUUCAGAACAUUGUAUUUCAGCUUUAACCAUUUUGAUUGUUGAAUUCUCUGUUUUCUACUGUGGAAAGUGAAACAUCUGAUAUGUAACUUAUUAAAGCAACUUUUGUGGUAGAUUGAAACGUCAAA